Messenger RNA from Sclerotinia sclerotiorum 1980 UF-70, 183 nucleotides. RefSeq lists its product with no specific name. Lineage: Eukaryota; Fungi; Ascomycota; Leotiomycetes; Helotiales; Sclerotiniaceae. Bases 1 to 183 code for a protein of 60 amino acids. The record is from RefSeq and is a predicted model, not a curated record. The transcript has a single exon.
AUGCUGUUUGGGUGGCUUCUACAUGAUACCAAUAAAGCGAGUCGACCUUCUUUGGUCCAACCCCCUUACUUGAAGGGAUUGGGCCCUCCGUUUGUGGUCAAUGAGCACUCUAUCGGCAUGGCGGCAAUAAUCGCCCUUGCAUCUAGCACCCGAGCCGAAGUUACAUACAUCAAACCCCAUUAG